Molecule: messenger RNA, 1982 nt
Organism: Clupea harengus (Atlantic herring)
Lineage: Eukaryota; Metazoa; Chordata; Actinopteri; Clupeiformes; Clupeidae
Source: RefSeq, a predicted model, not a curated record
GAGCAGCAUUGAAGACUGCAUUGAAAAUUAUCUGAACCCUCCUAUGUUAACAUAUUUCUGUAGACACAUUUGCGUUCAUAAAAGUAUUUUUUUCUCUACGUCCACAUAUACAAACAAUACAUACACUCCUAAACAUAAGAUGGCGAUGUCCCGUUAACAUGCCUUACCCACAUCCACAUGGUCACAAUAGAAGAAGUAGUCGAACGUCCACCAUUUUUGUACGAGAGUGAAAGUUGGCUGUGGUAACAACAACAAUUUCCUUGCUUUUUGUUUUGAAUAUAGGAAAUUAUCGUGAAGACUGAAGAAUAAACUGUCCAUUGAUGGCGUCGUGGGUGAAGGUGGCGGGAGGAAGGCGACCUCCACCAAGCCCCAAUGGCGGCAAAGUGAGUGGUGCCCUACCCCGCUCCUUUAGACGGGCGCCAUACCCACUCAGGGAGGACAGGAACGAGGAACCUAAAGACAGAGAAGGCUUUGAGCCCCGGUAUGACGACCUGAAUCAGGAGGGUGACUACUCAGGAGACACUAAUUAUGAGGGCUAUGAACAACAUCCACACAGUGGUUUCUUCAAAAGACAAAGUUUUGGACAAAAGUCUGCCUUUGAUCUCGCAGCUCCCUCACCUAAGAGGUACCAUCCUGGGGAGAAGCGUCAUGCCCUCUACAGGUGGUUUUACAAAAUCCUGGAGGGCGGCGGCGGCGGCAAGAAGUCGGCAGACUGCGUGGUGCUGGCGGUGAACACUCAGAACCCGGACUAUGCGAAAUCGCUAGGCCUGAGCUUGCAAGAGCGCGGCCUCUCGGUGGAAAUGAUUUGUCUCCAGGCGGAGUCCGGUCUGACCCGGGCGCUGCAGGACAUCCGCUCCGACGGCUCCCCCUUAUGUAUACUCGUCGAGCAGACUAACGUAACUCUGUCCUCGUGCACAGUAAUCAUAUUUUCAGAGUCCCUCAAAAUUCACCGCAACAUGCCCCGGGACCAGGCGCUGGACUUUGUGCUUGUGGAGUUCGGGCGCGUGCGGGACAGUCUGCCAUGCCGCGACCCCGGGGAGCUGGCGGUGCGGGCGGCCGAGCUGGCGGACGACUACCUGGCGCGUGAGAAGCUGCAGAGGCACGCGGUGCCCGCCGACACGCGCCACCUGCUCCUGCUGCUGGCGGAGGGCGUGCACCUGUACCCCGAGGAGCUGGACACACUCAGCCACUUCCUGCACAGCCGCCAGGAACACCUGCAAGAGGCUGACGCAGUGCCUCCGCUCAGGAACAGUCUUCCCCCUGGCAUGGGCUCGCCGCCCCCCCUGCUACCCACGCCAAAUAUCUCUGGCCCCACCGGGAGGGAUCGACCGGGCCCCCCUCCCCCUUCAGGUAUGGGGGAGCACUCCCCUGGCUCCAUCAUGGGUAUGCCAGGAACGUACCCCAAAAGCAAACCGCCUCCGCUGCUCUCCAUGGACAGCGCUCCAGCCCCCCCACACAGGCCUCCCGGUCCUCACGGCCCCCCUCCGCGAGGCGGCCCCCACGGCCCCCGAGGUUUCCCACCCUCCCGGGGGCCCAUGGGUCAUCACGGCCCCCACCCUCCCAGAGGCCCCCUCAUGAACCGAGGGCCCCCACCGCAGAAUGGCCCCCCUCAAGGACCACCGUCACACGCUCACGGCCCACGCGCCCCCCCACCCUCCCUCAUUGCCCACCAUCCACCAGGCCUCUUGCCCUCCCCAGGGCCCCCUCCGUCUCGUCCACCCAUGCCACGACACUAGGAUCACACCAGCUCUCCACUUCCCCUUCCCCGUCCUGACCUCUUAAGGAUUACUGUUUAGGACAUUGUAGCCAGAACUAGCUGUCUUAAUCUGGAAGAUGUUUUUUUCGUUCGUUUGUUUACAGUCUGUUCCUCUGACAUAUUUUUGUAUAUUUUGUUUGUCCUGUGGGCUAAGAUGAUGUUCAGAUGAUUUGUGUUUAAGAACUGAUGAAGUUUGUUUUUAAAUAAAUCCGUUCUGGUUAAAGAA